AUGAAUUCAUUGCCGGAGGAUCUGAGGGCAACUAUACUUGCGAGAUUACCGCUUAAGAGCAUGAAAAGUUCCAAGUUGGUUUGCAAGGAAUGGAAAGCAAUGGUGGAAUCUCCGUUUCUCCGCGAGCUUUUCCUUUCUCACCAUCAGAACUCGCAUUCUUCGUGGUCGCUCAUGUGCAGGGAAAGUGGGGUCUCUAAGAGGGUUAGUGUCGUGACUUACACCGAUGUCGGAUUGAUUCUGAUCAAAUUGGAACCUUUAGAAGGCCGAGAUCUAACCUCCUACUAUGUGGCUAAUCCGAUUUCACGAGAAUGUAUUGAAAUCCCUCCUCAGCCUAGGGUUGUGCAAUCUUUUAGCCCUUCUGGACUCGCUACCCGGAUUGAAAACGGCGUCGUUUUAGGCUCGUGGAGUUUCGAAACUAUCCAUUCCCCUCUUCCUCUGCGCCGUCUUGUUCACUUGGAUCCCGUUUGCUUGAACGGAAAGCUUUACUACAGCUUAUUAAACAAGGACUUUACAGAAGUAGAUGUUGUUGUCUCACAUGAUUUCUACGCCGAAGCUGAUCAAGUCCGAGUUUUACUUUUCCCCGACUCAGAAAUUAAAGAACCCCUUUUCAGAAGAGCUUGCACAGCCUCUCAAGGGUUUGUUAUUUAUAUGAAUGCAGACAGGAAUGAUGAUGAUGCAAGUUUGGAGCUUCACUUACGUGUGUGGAGGCUUAAAACCUGGGAGUGGCAAUUACUUAAUGAGAUAUCUCUGGAUUGUACUAAUUCCCCGUUUGAUUACUUUCCUCUGGCAACAAACCCUUUUGAUGCUAAUACAGUGUACCUCCAGAGUUAUUUGAAUUAUUCCUGUUUGGCAUUUACUACUAACUUGCACAAAGGAGGCAAGUCUGGGCUUCACAACUACUUGGAACGUGGUAGCGACGGUCGCUUUCUGAGUUUUGCUGGAGAGUGGGACACACGGUCAUACCAGGUCUUCAUAGUUACUAUACCCCCUUUGUUCUCCCGCGCUGGCUGCAUCGGAUCCCUCCUUCCCCACCGUCUUGACCAAGUCCACACUUUGCCUAGUUAUUGUUAG
Eutrema salsugineum is the source of this 1071-nucleotide messenger RNA. Its product is annotated as F-box protein At3g28330. Gene Ontology annotation, molecular function: protein binding. The coding region runs from base 1 to 1071 and encodes 356 amino acids. The record is from RefSeq and is a predicted model, not a curated record. The transcript is spliced from 3 exons. Lineage: Eukaryota; Viridiplantae; Streptophyta; Magnoliopsida; Brassicales; Brassicaceae.